Salvelinus sp. IW2-2015 is the source of this 910-nucleotide messenger RNA. RefSeq names its product proto-oncogene c-Rel. Gene Ontology annotation, cellular component: cytoplasm. NCBI's taxonomy places the organism in Eukaryota, Metazoa, Chordata, Actinopteri, Salmoniformes, Salmonidae. The record is from RefSeq and is a predicted model, not a curated record. Gene Ontology annotation, biological process: response to cytokine; inflammatory response; canonical NF-kappaB signal transduction. Gene Ontology annotation, molecular function: RNA polymerase II cis-regulatory region sequence-specific DNA binding; DNA-binding transcription factor activity, RNA polymerase II-specific.
CUUGGGAGGCCAAGGCGGAGUUUGCCCAGACGGACGUCCACCGGCAGAUCGCUAUCGUGUUCAAGACCCCGUCCUACCAGGAACAGGAUGUGGGGGAGGAAGUGGAAGUAGAUGUCCUCCUGCGUCGUCUCUCGGACCACAUGGACAGUGACCCCGUCACGUUUACCUACCAGCCCGACAACACAGAUCCAUAUGAAGUGAAGCGGAAGAGGAAGAUAAAGUCGGACAUCGGCUUCACAGAGAGGUCCUGUGUGGCAGUUCAAAAUGUGGCUGCAGCAGAAGCCUCCACCUCUCAGCCAUUCGAGCCGUUCACCUUCUCCCCAGCAGAGAGCCAGCUGCUCCCGGAAGAGUUGCAUCCUCCUGCCCAGUCUGGGGCCUCCACCAUGGGGGAGAUCCACUACAAUGACCUCCAGGAGGACAACUUCUUCUGUGAGGACAUGAGCCCAGACGACAUCAAUAUACUGUCUCGGAUUCUGUUCAGUGACCCUGGCCUCCUUGGCUUUGGCCAGGAGCUCAACUCCAACUUCACCCCAGGCGUCAUGGACAUGAACUUUAACUUCAACCAGGGUGGGUCUGGGCAGGACUUGGGCUACUAUAACGACCUGCAGUUCAACCAGCUGGUCAACGAGAAUCAAGCCUCUCCGAUGGACCUCCUCCCACUGUUACUCCGCGGCUCCGCCCCUCAGGACCAGGGCCAGUGUGAUAACGAGGGGAGUGAUUUGGCCCAGGUAAAGACAGAGGGGGACCUAUGAGGACAAAACGUAACCCCCUUAAGACUGAAUGUGGCGCGAAUGUAGCCCCUGAACUUUAAGGGUAUUUUGUUGUGUUGCUCCUCAAACCAGAAGUUUAGGGUGUGUAAAGUCCUAACUCUGCCCUGUGACAGUCAUCUCACCCAAAUAAAGUACAGUAU